ACGUCACGUAGUACUAGCGCUGAGCUGGAUGUGGAGUUGUGCAUUUUAUUGCAUUGUCUGUGGAUACGGCUUCUUGUUAUUUCACGUUAUCAAAGAAUCGUAAAAAAUGUCUGAAAGGCUAAAGGAAAUAAGGGAACGUUCCUACCAACGAAGGAAAAUCCUUGCACAGCAGCUGGGAGUCAAAGAUGCAGACAACCUUGCCUCAGUUCUAAACAGCAAAGAAGAUAAUGAAGAAUUUACACAACUUACACAAGCCGGAUGCACCAUGUGCACAGGAAGUUCAAUCUCUGACAGGGCUAGUGGGUCUGCUCCACCGAUUAAACGAAGGGCCAUCGGUGAAGGUGAAGAACCUUCUUCUAGUCUGGAUAGGAGAAAAUCAACAGAGGAUGGAGAAGAAGCUGGAGAUAAGGUUUACGAGGACUCCUCCACCUUUCUCAAGGGUACUCAAAGUGCAAACCCUCACAAUGAUUACUGCCAACAUUUUGUGGACACAGGUCAAAGGCCACAGAACUUUAUCAGAGAUGUUGGCUUAGCUGAUCGUUUUGAAGAGUACCCUAAGUUGAAAGAACUGAUCAGGCUCAAAGAUGAAUUGAUAUCACAGAGGAACAUUCCUCCUAUGUACUUGCAGUGUGACUUGGAGAACUAUGAGCUUUCAGAGAUGGACAAUAUCUUUGACUGCAUCCAUGUAGCGCCGCCGUUGGAAGAGUACAGACAUCGGCCAGGGGUAAUCACCAAUCAGAAGUUCUGGAGCUGGGAUGAUAUAAUGAGAUUAGAUAUACCAUCCAUAUCAUCAUUCCGUUCCUUCAUCUUCCUCUGGGUGGGUUCUUCAGAUGGUUUAGCGAGAGGUAGAGAGUGUUUGAAAGAAUGGGGCUUCAGGAGAUCGGAGGACAUCUGCUGGAUCAAGACAAACUGCAAGAAUCCCGGCAACAUUAGUCUGGAACCUGGUGCUAUCCUGCAAAGAACCAAAGAGCACUGUUUGAUGGGAAUCAAGGGGACCGUGCGUCGGUCAACUGACGGUGAUUUCAUCCACGCCAACAUCGAUCUGGACGUCAUUAUUACGGAGGAACCGGAGACGGGAAGCCUGGAGAAACCGGAAGAAAUCUUCCACCUCAUCGAACACUUCUGCCUCGGGAGGAGACGACUCAACAUCUUCGGCAACGACCAGACCAUCAGACCCGGCUGGCUGACGAUAGGUCCUCAGCUCACCAACAGCAAUUUCAACAAGGACACCUUCAAGGGCUAUUUCAACAAGAACUCUGAAGACUACCUGACUGGAUGCCCUGAUGAGAUCGAGAGACUACGCCCCAAGUCCCCCGUCAACAAGAAUCCUGGUGGGAGAGGGGGAAGGGGCAGAGGGGAUCGAGGAGGGAGAGGUGGUCGGGGUGGGUUCGGUGGAAGGGGCGGAGGGGAUCGAGGAGGGAGAGGGGGGCGGGGAGGGUUUGGUGGAAGGGGCAGGGGAGAACAUAGAGGUGGCUUUGGACAAAGAGGAGGGUUCUGAUAGGGGAUCGAGGAGGGGAUCGAGGAGGGAGAGGGGGGCGGGGAGGGUUUGGUGGAAGGGGCAGGGGAGAACAUAGAGGUGGCUUUGGACAAAGAGGAGGGUUCUGAUAGGGGAUCGAGGAGGGGAUCGAGGAGGGAGAGGGGGGCGGGGAGGGUUUGGUGGAAGGGGCAGGGGAGAACAUAGAGGUGGCUUUGGACAAAGAGGAGGGUUCUGAUAGGGGAUCGAGGAGGGGAUCGAGGAGGGAGAGGGGGGCGGGGAGGGUUUGGUGGAAGGGGCAGGGGAGAACAUAGAGGUGGCUUUGGACAAAGAGGAGGGUUCUGAUAGGGGAUCGAGGAGGGGAUCGAGGAGGGAAAGGGGGGCGGGGAGGGUUUGGUGGAAGGGGCAGGGGAGAACAUAGAGGUGGCUUUGGACAAAGAGGAGGGUUCUGAUAGGGGAUCGAGGG
Messenger RNA from Strongylocentrotus purpuratus (purple sea urchin), 1940 nucleotides. RefSeq names its product N6-adenosine-methyltransferase non-catalytic subunit (gene mettl14). The transcript is spliced from 11 exons. Gene Ontology annotation, molecular function: mRNA binding. Gene Ontology annotation, cellular component: nucleus; RNA N6-methyladenosine methyltransferase complex. The record is from RefSeq and is a predicted model, not a curated record. Lineage: Eukaryota; Metazoa; Echinodermata; Echinoidea; Camarodonta; Strongylocentrotidae. The coding region runs from base 107 to 1498 and encodes 463 amino acids.